AAAAAAUAAGACCAGUAGCCUUGAAAAAAUUAGACAUGCAUCAUUUGAUUUGGAGAGAACAUUUGUGGAGGAAAGCUGGCAAGUUUCAACUUGUUUAGUCAAAGCAACAAAACUGCAAACAUUUCUUUCUCUAUCUUGGUUAGGUUUAGAUUUGAAGGACAAAGAAUGCAAGAAGAUCUUCUCAAACACGACUAGUCUGAGAGUGUUGAGUCUCCACAGUUUUGGAUUGAGAUCUGUCCCUUGUACUAUUUAUAAGCUAAAAUAUCUUAGGUAUCUUGAUCUUUCUAGUAAUUUCAUUGAGAUACUUCCAAACCAGAUUACAAGAUUAGUGAACCCGGAAGUGCUCAGGUUGGAUUGGUAUAGGAAGCUUCUGCAAAUGCCAAUGGACAUUGUAAGGCUGCCUUAUCUUGCAUAUCUUGGACUUUACAAGUGCGAAAGAUUGACACACUUGCCACUUGGAAUCAAGAAUCUCUCUUUCUUGAAAGAAUUGUCUGUUUUCAUAGUGACUGAAUCAGCAAACUCCAGAGCUGCUAGGCUUGGUGAAUUGCAGCAUUUGAACAAUCGGAGCAGAAGUUUGUCUAUUAGAGGGCUGGAAUGGGUGAAGGAUGAGUCUGAAGGGGAGGCGGCUAGUUUGAAGGAGAAACGUCAUCUUUGAAGCUUGACAUUAGCAUGGAACAAAACAAGAGGUGAUGCAGUUAGACAUGAGCGGUUAUUGGUGGUGUUGCAGCCACAUGCCGAAUUGAAAAAGCUAUCGUUGGAAGGUUAUAGAGGAAUGAGCCUUCCGAGAAGGUUCUCUUCUCUCAAGAAUCUGGUUGGUAUCGAGCUGAUUAAGUGUGAGAAACAACUUUCUCUUUCUGCAUUGGAUACUUUUCUUUCUCUGGAAGAACUGACAUUGUAUGGUUUAGACAACUUAGAGUACAUACAGAUUGGGAGAAUACCGUCAUUGUCAUCUUCUAGAUCUCCAUUUCUUCCCUGCCUCAAGUCUAUGAGAAUCACGAGUUGAUGCAACAUGGUCGGCCAAUCAAACACAAAGAUAGAGUUACCUCAGUUACCUUCUCUGAUGAAAUUCACUAUUUGGGGAUGUGCAAAAAUGGUUUCAAUUCCAUUAUUUUUGACACACCUCAAAAGUGUUAUGUUAAAUGGUUCAAGCAGUGAGCUAUUGGUUUAGUUUGCUGCCUCUCUUCCUCCACCCCAUUCAGCUACACAGUCCUCUCUACUCGAAUUACUAGACCUAUGGGACAUAAAAGAUCUACUGGUUUUGCCACAAGGGUUGAUGCCACACCUUGCUUCAGUUGUAUGUCUAUCCAUCACGCGUUGCCCAAACUUAAUUACAAUGUCUUCAUCUAUUUAGCAUCUUGUUUCCCUACAAGAUCUUCAGAUAGCGUAUUGCGAAGAUUUGGAGUUGGAGGACUGCAAUUAUGAGUGUGCUCUUCCCAGCCUCCGUACUUUGUCUCUACGCGGGCUUCGGCAACUGGUGCGUCUACCACAGUGGCUUCAGAAUUCUACAAAUUUGCAGAAGCUGGAGGUAGCGUCUUGUGGCAACCUUGAGCAUUUACCAAGAUGGCUCACAAAGCUCACUGUGUUGGAAUCUUGGAAAGUAGAUGACUCGGGUCAUAUUCUACUAGAUGCAGAAGCAACACAUCCGUGGAUUGGAGGUUUAUUGCUCACAUCCAAAUAUUAGAAUUGAUUUUAGAACAAUCCAACAAGAUGGCAAUUACUUGGGAAUGGAAGAAAAUGAUGAUGAAGAGGAAGAAGAAGCAGCAUCUGCUCGCACCUACUUCUCAAGAGAUGUUUCCUCUGCCAGCUACCCUGACAUUGCUCCCUUUAUCUCAGUUCAUAGCAUACAAGGUUGCCACUACCAAAGAGUAGUUCAGUUGGAGGCGGGAGAUAGCUUUGUGGGUCGCAUAUAUAGGGAUCACCCUUCUCAGUCUCUUUGUGCUACAGUUUAAUGAAUACAUGUUCCUGGUUUGUAACAGUUCAAUUUGGUCAUUUCUUCCUCUCCAAUUGUUGUCUUAAAAAAAAUUUCCCGCCUUUGUAAGAAAAGUAACGCAAAUGAAAUAAACCUUUGGAAGAAACCAGCUACUGAAUUUUUGGAUGCUUGCUUGAAAAAUAGUGAUAUCAAAAGAUCUCUGGCUGUUAUGAAGGAUUGCAUUGAAAUACGAAAAGGCCUCUUUUAAAUUAGAACAUUAGCAGUAAAAUACUCUCUUGUAAAUACUCUUUAAAAGUAAUCACAAAACUUAGGUAGAUUGGAUUCAAUGGAUUAAUUCUAAACCGAAACCUCCUCAAAGCAGAGCAGACACAUCUGUUCAUAACUUCCCAAGCUAAACAUGCCCGGGCAGUCUUAUAUCCGUCUCUUUAAUUUUUCAGGAGUGAUAGUAAUGCAUGGAUAAUAGUUGUCUCUUCCAUCAUCCAUGAUUUGAAACAUCUUUGGUAUCUUGAUCUUUCUUAUAAUUGCAUGAUAAUGUUUUCAGAUAGGAUAACAAGACUAGUGAACUUGCUAGUGCUUGUGCUGGAUGGGUGUCCCAACCUUAAACAAUAUCCAAGAACACAUGAGAGCUUCACAAUCUUUUGCAUCUUAGGCAUGGACCAGUGUGAAGGAUUGAGAUGCAUGCCCCAUGGGAUUGGGAAACUUAAUUGCCUAAGAGGGCUAUCUGUGUUUCUCGUGGAGAACACAACUGACCCCAGAGCAGCUAGAAUUAGUGAACUGAAGCAUUUGAAAAAUCUAACUGGAGAGGACGCUGCCAAUUUAAAGGGUAAACAUAAUAUUCUAAGCCUAGUUUGAGUGGAGCAAUAGAAUUAGUUGUACCACUAAUACUGCUAGAGAUGAAAGGUUAUAGGAGGCAAUGCAACCUCCUGAUAAUUUGAAGGUGCUAAUGAUGAUGGGGUAGUGAGAAUUGAAUGCCACAUUUUGGCCUUCCGAUCCUCUGUUCCUUGUGUUUGGCAGAGCUUCCAAAGUUUGUAACUCUACCGGAGUGGCUUAAGCAUUUCUCAAAUUUAUAGAAUUUGUACUUUACUUUUGUUACAGUGUAACGCCCCUGGUUGGAUUGGAUCCUUCCGGCUAGUAAGCAAAGAGAAAGAGACUGUGCUAGCUAUCAUGACAUUGCACCCUCCUUCAUCUCGGUUCAAGAAUGUACUUUCUGAUGCUAAUCUAAUGAAGCAUACAUUAGUUGCUGCUUGCCAAGGUGAUCACUUCUCAUCUACUACUCUCCUGUCAUGAAUGAACAAUCCAAGCAUGUUGCCAUUGAUGGAAGAAUUUUCAUUUUUAUUCUUGUUGUCAGGAAUGAACUAUCCAAGAAUGUAGUUAUUGAUGGAAGAGUUGUCAUUUUUAUUCUGGUUCCUGCUCUGUGGAACAGAGUGGCCCAGUUUCUUAGAUUGGGCGUGGAAGCUAGGUUUUUAGGUCACCUUACCUCAGUUUCUUAUGCUAUGGUUUCUGCACAUCACAUGGAUCAUUUUCCUGAGUGUUAUGUAACGGUUCAAGACGGGUCUUUUACUCUUCAGCUAUAAGGAAAAAAAUAUAAGGUUCCCUUUGGAGGGGACCUUCUAGUUACAACUCUGGUCUUUUGCUUGAGAACAGUUACAACAAAAGGUUCUCUGGUUCUUUAACUGUUAGUGAAUAUUGGUGGAAUGAGAAUGUUGUAGUGAUGAUUUGUGGUUCUUUCCUUCCCCAUCUCAGAAUCUCUUUUUGAAUAAAGAAACUGAAUGCUUAGGUCAAGCCCACUUGCUGAUGCCUUUCUUGAACUCUUCAAACCGUGUAAUAAACUAACUAAAAUGCCCAACAUUUUUUUUGCGUCUGAACUGUAAAUUAAUAUAGACAACAACGGUAA
Linum trigynum is the source of this 3824-nucleotide messenger RNA. NCBI's taxonomy places the organism in Eukaryota, Viridiplantae, Streptophyta, Magnoliopsida, Malpighiales, Linaceae. The record is from the annotation of a GenBank genome assembly.